Molecule: messenger RNA, 730 nt
Organism: Dioscorea cayenensis subsp. rotundata (Guinea yam)
Lineage: Eukaryota; Viridiplantae; Streptophyta; Magnoliopsida; Dioscoreales; Dioscoreaceae
Exons: 7
Coding region: 272-730 (152 amino acids)
Source: RefSeq, a predicted model, not a curated record
UUUAUUUCCUAUUUGGAUUCGCCAGCUCUGGCUAUAAAUACAAAGGCCGCGGGAAAAGAGAUUUGAAGAGUAUUUCGAGCUGGUUUUGCUUCUGAAACCCUAGGUUUCCACGGAGGAGGGAUUCGAUCCUGCUUUCGAGAAUUUGGGAUUUUGUUCAAUUGGAGCUUCCGUGCCCGGUUGUUGUUGUGGCUGAUCCCAGCCACAAUGGACACUUGAAGAUCUUCUUUUAGAGAUCAAGGCAUUGGAGUUGCAGCUUGUGUACCCUUCUUCCAUGGCAGUUGCGGUGCGUUUGAAAGAAAUCAUGCAGCCGGAUUUUUCUCAAGGACAUGAGAUUAGUAGUUGUAAGCCUUUCAGAAUGUGCAUAUCUGAUGACGAUCUCAAGGAUUUUGAUAGUGAUGAUGGAGAGAGGUCUGAUAUGAGUCCAGGGAAAGGCACUCGAUUUUCCUGUGCUGAUUUUGAUUUGAGUGACUCAGAAAGUUUCGAGGAGGAGGGAUAUCUCAAGAUCACACUUCAUUUGCCGUAUAAGAAAAGUUACGAGGAGAGCAUCUUAUUUGAAUAUGAACUUGAGCGUGAGACAAAAGUUAAGGAAGCUGUCAGGUGUAAAUUAUCUUCUUUGGAGGCGAGCCUAAGAUUUGAAAAUGACUUUGCAUUAAUUCGUGUUGCAACAUUUGUUCGGGAAAGGAAAGAGGCAAAUGUGAGAUUGGAUAAACAGCAUACGCGCAAGAUGUAA